Molecule: messenger RNA, 2366 nt
Organism: Rhizopus microsporus ATCC 52813
Lineage: Eukaryota; Fungi; Mucoromycota; Mucoromycetes; Mucorales; Rhizopodaceae
Product: Metallo-dependent phosphatase
Exons: 5
Coding region: 179-2209 (676 amino acids)
Biological process (GO): nucleotide catabolic process
Molecular function (GO): hydrolase activity
Source: RefSeq, a predicted model, not a curated record
UAUUUCUAAAUAAAGAAUUAUCUGCAAUCUGCCUUUCAAAGCUCUAUCGAUGACAGCAUUCUAAAAACAAUGUUACACGUCGAUGAUUCAGACAUAAAAUACCCGCGCAACAAACAUCUGAGGACCAUCAUCGCUUUUUUCUUUUUAUACCGUUUACCCUUUCUACUUCCCCUAUUCGAUGCCGCUUGAACUAAUUCAUUUUAACGAUGUCUAUCAUGUUGCCCCAGGAAAGGAAGAACCUAUCGGUGGCGCCUCUCGGUUUGCAACGAAAAUAAAUGAUACCCUUGCCUCAUCUAAGCAUAAACCACUCGUCUUAUUCUCUGGAGAUGCCUUUAAUCCAAGUCUGGAAGGGACCAUCACACGAGGUUCACAUAUGCCUGAAAUUUUGAACCAACUUCAUAUAGCAGCUGCUUGUCUAGGCAACCACGACUUUGACUUCGGUAUGCCUCAGCUCGGUAAACUGAUUAGGCAAACAAACUUUCCCUGGAUACUUUCUAAUGUCCUUGAUGAAAAGGAUCAGACGGCAGACCCGGUCAUCAAGCGUUAUUUGGUCAUGGAACAAGAGAAUUUACGUAUAGGUAUUAUUGGCCUAGUAGAGAAAGAAUGGAUCCAAACCAUUCCAUCAUUCCCGCCUGAAUUGAUAUACCACGACUUUAUUAGAGUAGCAAAGGAACUUUCAGAAGAGCUACGAGAUCCUAAUGGGCCUCACCAUGUGGAUAUCGUCAUUGCUUUGACGCAUAUGAGAGUCCCAAAUGAUAUUAAGUUAGCCACUCAUUGUCAGAAUGAAAUAGAUUUGGUUUUGGGAGGCCACGAUCACUUUUACUAUGUCUCUCGAUCGGUCAAUAUUGUCGGUGAUACUUGGACAAGAGAACAAAACUUGAAGGAUGUCGGAUUUGAUCCCGAAGAGGGUUUGGAAAAUACAGAUGGCAUAAGGGUCAUAAAGAGUGGUACCGAUUUCAGAGAGUUUUCCCACUUGAAAUUAGAAAUUGAAGAGGGAGAUGAUGGGAGAAAACAUGUUCAGUCAAUCUCUGUGGAAAGAAUAGUGGCUGAUUCAUCAGUUGUACCUGACCCAGAGACAGAAAGGCUUGUGGAACAAGUAGGUCAACAAGUCACGGCCAAGACAAGUACACCAAUAGGAUACACGACCGUUCCUUUAGAUGGACGCAGUAUGUCUGUUAGAACUGAAGAAACCAAUCUGGGCAAUCUGACGGCUGAUUUGAUGAUGAUGUACUAUCGUAUGAUGCCUGAGCCUGCUGAAAUAGGGUUCUGUGUAGGAGGCACCAUUCGAAAUGACAACGUGAUUGACGUAGGUGAAAUUACGUUUGGUGAUAUCUUGACUGCCUUUCCAUUCUUGGAUCCUGUUGUUGUCAUUCGCGUCACUGGUAAGCAGUUGUGGGACGCAUUGGAAAAUAGUGUAUCCGAGUACCCAAAGCAGGAAGGCCGAUUUCCCCAGUUGGCUGGUAUUCGACUCGAAUGGAACCCUGAUAUGCCUCCUGGUAAUCGUGUGCGCAAAGUCUAUACCGUUAGACACACAACAACCUCACCAAAGCCACAUGGUCAUAAGCGAAGCCGUUCCCUUGCUCUUCCCAACUUGAGCGGCCACACGUCUCGAUAUGAUCCAGAAAAUAUGGACCCUUUAGAUUUGGAUCGUGAAUAUGUUGUAGCUACCCGUCAGUACCUCGUGGGUGGAUACGACGGUUAUGACGCCUUCAAGGUACCUGAUGAGAAAAUUAUUGUGGAUGAAGAAUCCGGUGUGCUCGUAUCCACUCUUUAUCGAAGAUUCUUUUUGGGCUUAAAGUAUAUCAACGCCUUCCGUGAGUACCAAGCAAAGCAUGUACACAACGAAAGUCGUGUGAAAAAGCUAGUGGCAUCUGCUGCCGCUCACUGGCGAAACGUCGCAUUGCAGUUCAAGGGACACGAUCACCCUGAUGAUGGACGUGAGUGUGAUUGCGAGACUAGAAGCCAAGACGGAGAGCUAUUCUUGAGCAGCGAUAUCAAGGAGCGUGCCAACUAUCAUAUCAGUCGUGAAGGUAUCAGCGAUGCUUUUGUAGAUUCCAGUAAGGGACAUCCUGAUUGCAUUGAUCCAGAGGAUAUAGAAGAAAAUCAAAACGAAUGCAGAUAUGAUAAAGAAUAUGAACAAUCUUGGGUUAAACGAUGGUGCAGCAUUUCCCCGGUUGUUGAAGGUAGAAUUGUACGUGUAGACUAUUAGAAUUGUAAAACUAUACCUUAUUGUAACAACAUUUUACAAAUAAAAAGCCACCUUUGCUAUGCCAAGGCUCCCUCCCAUUUUUUUCUUUCCAAAAGGCAUUCCUCUUCCUUGGCAACCAGAAUUACGUCAUUGUGUUUAGUUGAAGAAAAAGAUGAAA